Molecule: messenger RNA, 2248 nt
Organism: Amoebophrya sp. A25
Lineage: Eukaryota; Dinophyceae; Syndiniales; Amoebophryaceae
Source: the annotation of a GenBank genome assembly
AGCGAGUCUAAGAAAUCUGAAUGAGAGUGAUUUGUCUGUAAACACUUCUGUGGUGAGUUUGCAAUCUCUGUUGAGAAUUCCACAGUCUCAUUUUUAUCUCAAUUGUUGUUCUGUUUAUUUCCUACUCCAGGCAUUAUUUCAAAUUUGUAGUUUCUAACUACGUACUACUCAGCAAUCCCAUAAAGAUUCCCAUAAUUAGAGAACCUCUACUCCUAGAACUCGUGAGAUUUUUUUGUCUCCUCACAACAAGUACCUAUAGCCUGCAACCUUUCCUUUUCGCACUUACGAACAUCAAUUCACGGUGUUGACUCGUUCAUCUUCUAGUGUCUUUCGUUGUAGCAACCCACAACAAAAUGCCGCGUACUGUGGGGAGUCCCGAAAAGCGUCCUGUGGACCCUGCACUGGCCACUUUGCUCACCACUCCAGAAUCGCCAAGUAGAGAAGCUUAUGCGGGGAAGAAGGUUAGUUAUUUAGUGAGACGCUUUUAGCUCUUACCCUCAUCAAAAGGAGCAAGAACGUAGUUCUUGUAAUUGUACUUGCUUGUUGCGAAAUGAAGAGUCAUAUUAAUCAUUCAGGUAGUUUACUUUCUACCCCACUUCUCCAAAAAAAGCCGCCUAAGCAAUUCAAAUCCAAACCUACAGGUCAUCCUCGCUCGUAAGAUGGACCGUCUCGAGUUUAUUUCCAAAGCAAGGAUGCAAUUCAUCAAGAUUCUGCACGAAAACAACGAAAAGAAGGCAGAUGCCAUCACUUGCAGAGGACCGGAAAAGUUGGGAGAGGUAGAGAACUCUAGACUUCCUACAUGAGGCACUUAGUAUUUAACACCUGCAACAACAAGUCAUAGAGCCUGCUUAAUUAUGCUAGAGGUUUCUCUCGGGACCAUAAAGAUGUCUCAAAAUAUUAAUGUGAAUUACAAAUUCAACAAGCUUGUCUUAAGUACUCUUUUCACACAAUAAAUACUUACACCAACACCUCCAGGCAUCCAGUCACGGCUCAGUCUACUUUUCACACAAUAAAUACACCAGGCAUCCAGUCACGGCUUAGUCGAAGCCGAUAAGCUGUUCGAAAACCUCCGUGACCAAAGCGUCAAGAAGAAGUCCAUUCCGAAACGAUUGAACGUGAUUCAUGACUACUGUGUGCAUUUAGAGAUGCAACAGUCCAAAAUGGCCAAGUUGGAGGAUAUGGACCCGAUGCCUAGGCCGGAGUUGUUUCAGGACAUCGAGUUUUCCGAUUUAAAUCCAACCUAUGCGGAUUUGUUGAGCAAUGAGCCGACGCCGUUCAAGGCGAAAGUUAUGGCAUUGGAUUUUUUUAGUCGUAAGUAGUUUGGAUUCUUGAUGUAAUUAUACGAGCAUAAAGUUACAGUUAGUAUCUUAGAUGUACUUAGAUAAGGGCGAGUAGAUUAACAGCUUCGUGCGCCUAUCUGCAAAGCGCAAUGUACUUACUACCUGACGAUCCUCACUCUUUAGCUUCCUAGUCUUAGCGCCCAACAAAUGCUCCUCUAAUCUUCAAGGCGAUGUACGAGACCCCUUGAUGGCUGUCUGCCUUUUACAGCCUUACAUGCCACCAGAGCCGGUUAUGGAGGCGCACAGGAAGGGCAAAGCAGCCGCCAAAGAGAGGAUUGCGGAUGCCAAGAAAUUGGAAAAAUUGCGGGCCCAGAAGGAGAGGGAGAAGCUGAAGAACAUGCUGGAUGGGAAUGCGGAAUAACUGGCGACUUCUAGGGUUGUAGGCGUUUCUUCAUGAAAUUAUAGAGGAACGACACUUCAGAAGAAGAUAGCACCAGAGCAUUGGACGAGCAGCCAGCCAACUGGGCUACAAAAUGACAUACGCAAAUUCAUAAUCAUCAAAGUCAUAAUAUCUUCAAAUGUACUCAUUUUUCUUCAUUCCAACAUAGCAUGUUGUUUACACCAAUCUACCUAGCAACUUCAACUUCUAGCACACGAAUCAUUCAGAAUUAUAUGCAAUUUGGAAAUCAUAGUACCUAGGUAGAAAAAUGUCUACAACUAUAACACACUUAUUAGCUUAUUUAUUGCCAUUUUUACCUUAUCUUUGUAAACGAAUCUAUGACUAGAAACUGAAAGAUUAAGUGAGAGACGCAUAACUCAUUUUUACCUAAUACUACUGAUCAAUAUUGCUGACGAAAUAUACAAAAUUUGACGAUUCUUAGAGAUAAUUAGCGAACUUGGACAAGCACAGAAACAGCGAAAAAACAAGGAAAUGGACCUGUACUUCAAUUUGGAGACGAUCAACGCGA